AUGGCGGAUCGGGAGGAGGACGAGAAGCUCCAGAUGGCGCUCCGCAUGAGCCUCCAGGGCUACCCGCCGGCGCAGCCCGAGCCCAAGCGCAGCAAGCCCCCGCCCCCCGCUGCGGAGUCGCCGGAGGCGGAGGCGCGCCGGAAGCAACGUGAGCUCAUGGCCGCCGCCGCCGAGAAGCGCCUCCGCGCCGCCGCCUCACCGGCCGCCGUCUCGGUGGCGCGGUCUUCUCCGCAGCCGGUGGUGGUGGAGCCCGCCCCCGCCCCCGCCCCCGCCCCCUCCCCGGAGGCGACCAAAGAGCAGGAGGAGGAGCCGGAGCAAGCUGGCGUAUCUAUGGAGGAAGCGAAGGAGGUGGUGGUGGAGGAGGAGGAAGACAAAGGGGAGGAGUUGCCUCCAGAUGUCGCUGAGAAUCUGUGGGCAAUGGUGUUUGGGGGAGGGGUUUCAAAGGCUGUCUUGGCGCAGUGGAGUAAUCAGGGCAUAAGGUUUAGCUCCGACCCAGAAACAACUAUGGGGCUUGUACAACAUGAAGGAGGUCCUUGUGGUGUCUUAGCAACCGUGCAGGCUUAUGUCCUUAAAUAUCUUCUGUUUUUUUCUGAUGACUUGAGUAAUCCAGAGUUCAAGCAUUGGUUCAUGCUAUGGUGGAGAUUCUUUUUAUGUGGAACUGGGAAAAGAGCUGUUGUAGCAUCUGUUGCACGUGCAAAUCGUGGAAAAAUCGAUGCAGUUUUGGAAGAUCUUUCUGUCGAAUCAGCAAUGGAUCUGCAGAAAGUUCUUAGAACAAGUACAUUUACUUCAAGGAAGGAUGCAUUCAACACCCUUUUGGCUAACAUUCCUUUGUUUGAAAGUCGACUGGGAGCCAUGCUAUUUCUUAUCUCUGCUUUGCUUUCACGAGGAUUGGAAGAUAUCCAAGCAGACAGGGAUGAUCCAAGCCAGCCAUUGGUCACUGCUCCAUUUGGCCAUGCUUCACAGGAAAUUGUGAAUUUAUUACUCUGUGGAGAGGCUGUUCCAAAUGUAUUUGAUGGCAAGAUGGACCUUGGUGGUGGCAUGUCCUUGAAGGGCAUACCAAACAGUGUUGAAGUUGGUUUUCUUACCCUCCUGGAAUCACUAAAUCUCUGCAAGGUUGGUCAGUGCUUGAAGUGCCCAAAGUGGCCAAUAUGGGUUGUGGGAAGUGAAAGUCACUACACUGUCCUUUUCGCCCUGAACCCCAACGUUCAAGAGGAGAAUGAGCUGGAAGAGCACGAAUCAAAAAUAAGAAGGGCUUUCGAUGCCCAAGAUCAAAGUGGAGGUGGAGGCUUUAUCAGCGUUGAGGGCUUCCAACAAGUCCUCAGGGAUACUGACAUAAAUUUUCCUUCGGAUAAACUCGAGUACCUAUGUAAUGCUGGCAUUAUAGUAUGGAGUGAAUUCUGGCAGGCAUUGCUACAGUUGGAUAAAAGGGCCGGAGGCAUGAUGGAUCCAACUGGCCUUAUGGGCAAGAAGCAAUUCACCAUCUUCCACUUCAAUGGAAUUGCCAAGUCUGUGCUGAAUGGGAAUGCAAGUGCAGGUGGCUCAUGCCCUAUACAGAGACCCAGGUUAUGCAAGCUAAAUGUCACUGUCCCCCCAAGGUGGACCCAAGAUGAGUAUCUGGCUGAUGUUGUAAGCGCAUCAACCAGCAGCAGCAAGGAUGACAGUAUUCUUUCUCUAGCUCCCCCAGUUCAGACUAAUCAGCAUGCACCAUUGGUGGACUGCAUUAGGACACGGUGGCCACGAGCUGUUUGUAGCUGGGCUGGAGAUGUUCCAAGUAUUGUCUGA
Molecule: messenger RNA, 1782 nt
Organism: Miscanthus lutarioriparius
Lineage: Eukaryota; Viridiplantae; Streptophyta; Magnoliopsida; Poales; Poaceae
Source: the annotation of a GenBank genome assembly